Necator americanus (New World hookworm) is the source of this 207-nucleotide messenger RNA. RefSeq lists its product as uncharacterized. NCBI's taxonomy places the organism in Eukaryota, Metazoa, Nematoda, Chromadorea, Rhabditida, Ancylostomatidae. The record is from RefSeq and is a predicted model, not a curated record. Bases 1 to 207 code for a protein of 68 amino acids. The transcript has 2 exons.
AUGACUGGAAUUCGCUGUGAACUUUAUGUGGAUGGUGAUAACGUACUCUUUGAAAGUCCACCAGGAAUGGUCUUCGAGCAAGAGAAGUCCACUCAAAUUGAAGCGAAACUUAAAGCUCUUGAACUUUCAAGGUGUGAAGGAAUACAAGUUUUCCUUGGUACUAUUCGAAAGGGCUAUAAAACCCAUAGAGGCCCAACUCAAUACUAA